Emys orbicularis (European pond turtle) is the source of this 1359-nucleotide messenger RNA. Its product is annotated as protein mono-ADP-ribosyltransferase TIPARP-like. Gene Ontology annotation, molecular function: metal ion binding; NAD+-protein mono-ADP-ribosyltransferase activity; NAD+ poly-ADP-ribosyltransferase activity. The record is from RefSeq and is a predicted model, not a curated record. Gene Ontology annotation, cellular component: nucleus. The coding region runs from base 1 to 1359 and encodes 452 amino acids. The transcript has 5 exons. Lineage: Eukaryota; Metazoa; Chordata; Testudines; Emydidae.
AUGGAUUUACAGAAUGAGAGGAGGUCUCCAGAGCACUUAGCCAGUGAAGAUGGGGCCCAGUUCCAUAUCCAUCAGGCAGAUGGGAUCAGAAUCUGUGACCACUUCCUCCUAGGAAACUGUCCUGAAGGAGCUGGCUGCCCACUCCACCACACUCGCUAUCCCUACCACUGGCAGUUAAGGCGGAGCGACAACAAAGCCUGGCAGAGUUUGAGUGACUCAGCUCAGUGGCACCUGGAAAAUCUUUACUGCAAUGUUAACAAAAGUCAUGCUCAUUUUUUGGACAACAAUAAUUCUUCUGGGAAACUUGCCCUGACUUCCUUGGAAGUGAUAACCUCUGAGACCUAUGACAAAGCGAGGCGUCUUUCCAACACCUGCGAUCCACAGCAGAACCCCCAUUUCCCCACACAGUGGGCAGUGUUUUGGAAAAAUGGUGAUAAAUGGAUAAAAUACGAGGAGCCCAUCUUCAGUGAUCUCCUCUCUGUCUUUGAGGAGGACAAGGAAUUGCACAACUUCGAGCUCCGGGGCAAGCACUACAGCAUGGAUUUGAAGAGGUUUGUGCAACAUAACAUGGAACGGGGAUACGUUCGCUACAUCCAGCGCCGGCCUUCCUACCGAUCACUCCUCAGUAUGAUGCCAUACCUGCAGAUGAUCCCAAGUAAAGCCAGUAUACCCUCCUGUCCUACUCAUGACAUCCCUGGGGAAGAUCCCAUGGAUGGUUACUAUGGUCCAUACCCUGCUGCUUGGAUUCCACAGCCAACUGUUGAUCAAGCUUUCCUGCAAAUGGAGGUGACACCAUCAGAAGCUGCAUACCGCUCUACUUGUGUUCUCUUCCACCAGUCUCUUCCAGAGGAUGAGGUCCUGGUGCUGGCAAUUUACAGGAUCGGGAACGACGAUCUCUGGCAAAGAUAUACCAACCGGAAAAAAUUCAUGACUUGGGGAAGAACAAAGCUUGAGAAACAACACCAGGAGAAGCACCUCUUCUUUGGAACCUCAGCCAGAAAUGUGGAGCCCAUUUGCAAGACAAACUUCAGCCAGUUCCUCCCAGAACAGCACAGCCCUAUUUUUGGCCAGGGCAUUUAUUUCUCAUUAAGAGCAGAUUAUUCAAACAGAUACUCCCGUGCAAAGAAAGGUGGGAUGCGCUACAUGUCCCUGGCCAAGGUUUUGGUGGGCAAGACUGUGGCUGGGAGAGCACAUUACCGCCGGCCCCCAGAACAGGAGCCUGGUGGGCAACUCUAUGACUCUUGUGUCAAUAGUGUGACCAAGCCCCAGGUGUACGUGGCCUUUGACAACUUCCAGUGCUACCCCUACUUUCUUAUCCACUACAAGCUCCUCUCUGACCCUGUGGUGCUGUACAGCUGA